Molecule: messenger RNA, 1716 nt
Organism: Helianthus annuus (common sunflower)
Lineage: Eukaryota; Viridiplantae; Streptophyta; Magnoliopsida; Asterales; Asteraceae
Product: glucan endo-1,3-beta-glucosidase 11
Exons: 4
Coding region: 182-1360 (392 amino acids)
Biological process (GO): carbohydrate metabolic process
Cellular component (GO): plasma membrane
Molecular function (GO): hydrolase activity, hydrolyzing O-glycosyl compounds
Source: RefSeq, a predicted model, not a curated record
UUCAAGUCUCAGCCUCCUUCAACUCUUCAUCACCCUUCAAAUUUCUAACAAGUAAAGAAUUCACCCACUGCAAAAACCAUAUAUACAUUACAUAGACAUAUAUAUAAGCAAUUAAGCACCACCUUCAUUUUCCCUCCUCUCUCUCUCUCUCUCUCUAAGUUUUGUUUCUCUCUCUAAACAUAUGGAACUUUGUCUUAGAACAGUUUUCACUGUGCAAUGUGUUCUUGGAGUUGUUCUUUCUUUAUCAGGGAUUACAUUCGUUGAAUCACUGGGUAUUAACUACGGUCAAGUUGGCAACGAUUUGCCACCACCAAGCAAAGUUCUCCAGCUUCUGAAAUCACUAAAGGUCACAAAAACUCGAAUCUAUGACACGAAUCCCGACGUCUUAAACGCAUUUGCUGGUUCCGGGGUUGAGCUGAUCGUAACAGUGGAGAACGAGAUGCUCGCGACAUUAAUGGACCCGCAACAAGCGUUACAAUGGGUGACUACGCAUAUAAAACCAUAUCUUCCCGCGACUAAAAUUACAGGAAUUGCAGUUGGAAACGAGGUGUUCACUGGAGAUGACAUGACCCUGUUGGAUAAUUUGGUCCCAGCAAUGGUUAGUAUACAACAAGCUUUGACUCAAUUAGGGUUGCAACAAUAUAUUCAAGUGUCCACCCCAUCUUCAUUAGCGGUUCUUGCGAAUUCGUACCCACCAUCGGAAGGGAUGUUUGCACCCGAGCUCACAACGAUAAUGACACAACUGUUACAGUUUCUUUCGAUGACGAAAGCGCCAUUCUGGAUCAAUGCAUACCCUUAUUUUGCUUACAAAGAUAGCCCUGACAAAAUUUCUUUAGAUUAUGCUCUUUUCAACCCGAAUUCGGGCAUGAUAGACCCACAUACUAAUAUGCAUUACGACAACAUGUUAUAUGCUCAAGUAGACGCGGUUAUAUUCGCAAUGGCUCAGUUAGGGUUUGGUGGGAUUGAGGUUCGGGUCUCGGAGACUGGGUGGCCAUCAAAAGGUGACCCGAAUGAAGUUGGGGCAACACCACAAAAUGCUGCUAUUUACAAUAGGAAUUUGUUAAAAAGACAGAUGAGUGGUGAAGGGACUCCGCUGAGGCCGAAAAUGAAGCUCGAGAUUUACGUGUUUGCUUUGUUUAACGAGGAUAUGAAGCCCGGCCCAACAUCCGAGAGGAACUACGGGUUCUAUAAACCUGACGGAACGAUGGUUUAUAAUGUUGGGCUGACGGCUUUAUCAACAAGUACAACAUCUUCGCCUUCGAUCUCGCUUACUUCCAUGGCUACCAAGAAAGGAAGAUCGGGUCAUCACCAACUCCUAGUGUACUGGAUUUCCGUCUGCUUGCUGGCAAUGGCCAUAUAGACGCUGACAUUGCUAGUCGGCUUGAAAGCCUAUUAUGUACAUACACUAAACGCUCUUUCGCCCUCUAAGCUUCAAGAUCAUCAACACCAUUGAUAUGUGGCAAAAGCGUCGGUCCUGGUUUAACUGGAGUACAUGUCUUGAUCAAUUCAUCUUCUUAUAAACUAAUUAUUCUUUUCGUGACGGUUAUAUGUUGUCAUAGAGAACUAAUUAAUUAGUAGUUAAGAAUUGUUAGCAAAUUCGCUAGUGAGAAAGGGACAUAAUUAGUAUUAGUAUAUGAUUAACGUAUGUGUGUAUAUGUAUUUUAGUACUUAAUUAGUUUUUACUUUUUAAUAUAUUGAAUGAAAAAUUAUUAUAAA